AUGUACGUGCCACAAGGGGAGGGUGGCUACUCUGACAAUGAUCCCAUCGUAGACGAUUUCGACGACUUUGUGCCGCCAAGUUCAGGGCCAUGGAAUUCGGUGGCGGUGCAGAAUCGUACGGUGACCGAUACUAUGCCUAUGAGUGGACUGACAAAGGGGGACAAGCUGCACUACAUUUGCCUGUACGCCGAGAACUGCUACAACGGAACUGACGUGACGUUUGAUAAGCUCGACAAGGACUUUGAAAAUCUGGAGCCGGGUUUAAAUGCAAUUGUGCGCCUGUACUUUGUGGACAGUCCGGACUGGAACAAGACGCCCUCGUGGGCGACAACACUGGAGCGACCCCAACAUGAUGGAAAUGGCAUCGGAACUGUUUAA
Molecule: messenger RNA, 378 nt
Organism: Sphaeroforma arctica JP610
Lineage: Eukaryota; Ichthyosporea; Ichthyophonida
Exons: 1
Coding region: 1-378 (125 amino acids)
Source: RefSeq, a predicted model, not a curated record